Messenger RNA from Ctenopharyngodon idella (grass carp), 625 nucleotides. It is a transcript of the gene ptrhd1, whose product is annotated as peptidyl-tRNA hydrolase domain containing 1. Gene Ontology annotation, molecular function: peptidyl-tRNA hydrolase activity. Bases 40 to 420 code for a protein of 126 amino acids. The record is from RefSeq and is a predicted model, not a curated record. NCBI's taxonomy places the organism in Eukaryota, Metazoa, Chordata, Actinopteri, Cypriniformes, Xenocyprididae. The transcript is spliced from 2 exons.
AGAACCCGCUGACUGUGUCAUUUCCUGUCUGGCAAUAAAAUGGCAACCCCGAGUAGUGGCACGUCCAGGCGUUUAGUUCAGUAUGUCAUCGUCCGAUCAGACCUGAUACACACUUUAUCAUGGCCUUUAGGAGCGGUUAUAACUCAAGCCUGUCAUGCGGCCACUGCAGCCAUUCAUUUACACUACAGUGAUCCUGAUACACAGGAAUAUUUGGCAGAACUGGACAGCAUGCACAAAGUGGUACUGCAGGCACCAGAUGAGGCUUCUCUCUCCACUCUUUCCAGUACUCUACGUGAAAAAGAUAUAGCUCAUAAACUAUGGAUGGAGCAACCAGAGAAUAUCCCCACAUGCUUGGCUUUGAAGCCCUACCCUAAGGAGACUGUGCAGCCCUUUCUAAAAAAGUUCAAGCUUUUCAAAUGAAUUUUGCAUGUAUUGUACAGUAUAAACACAGACUGGUCAGAAUGGCAUGUGGCAUUAAGAAUGAACCUGUUGAAACAGCCUUACCAUCACAUCUGACUUUCAUCCACAUUUUGUCUCCUGUUAUAUCUGUGUAGCAAAAUGCUACUUAGUUAUGCUAUUGUACCAGUAUGGUGAUUGAUAAAUAUAAAAUCUUUAAUAUGUGAAA